AUGCGCGAGAUCCUCUGUUGGUCGCUGGCGAUCGCCACGACAUUCCUUCAAACCACUGAAGCAGUCCAAUUGGUAAAGCGAUCGACUCCAGCUGUGGUCGGGUUUGAGCUUGAGCGCAAAAAGAUUGUGAACCCAGUCGAUUAUGACAAACGGAGGCAAAGACGGCAGAAUGAUAAACCAAAGGUGGUGAACCAGGUUCUGGACAACGAGAAAACCCUCUAUUUCUGCAAUCUGACGCUGGGCACGCCGCCGCAGCAACUCCGGAUGCACAUUGAUACCGGGAGUAGCGACCUAUGGGUGAACACUCCCGGCUCAACCAUCUGCCGUGAUCGACGUAACCUCUGCGAGGUCGGCGGCACAUAUGACCCUCAGAGAUCAUCGACGUACAAACGUAUCAACGAUGACUUCAACAUCACCUACGCUGAUGGCUCUGGCGCCGUUGGAGAUUAUGUCACGGAUACCUUGAAAUUUGGCGGAGUCACCUUGGACGAUUUCCAGUUCGCCGUUGGCUAUCAGUCAACCUCGAGGGAGGGCGUGCUAGGCAUCGGGUUCACGUCAAAUGAAGUUCAAGCUGUUCGGAACGAUCAGCCACCGUAUCCCAACCUACCGCAAGCAUUGGUAGAUGCAAAGCUCAUCAACUCGAACGCGUAUAGCAUUUGGCUCAAUGAUCUUGAUGCCAGCAAAGGAGAGAUCCUGUUCGGCGGAGUCAACAAAGCAAAAUUCCACGACUCCUUGAAAUCCGUUCCCGUCGUCAGCCGUCGCACAGGAUACCAAGAUCUUGCCGUCGCCCUGACCGGACUGUCCGUGAAGACCGCCGAUGGUGAACAGCGAUUCCCAAGUGCCAAUUUCCCAUUCAGCGUCGUGCUCGACACUGGGAGCAGCCUCUGCUAUCUUCCAAACGCGAUCGUAGCCGAUAUUUACGAUGCUGUGUCGGCCGUCUACGACUCCCAAUUCGGCGCCGCGUAUGUUCCGUGCGACAUUGCCAGCACCAAGGCCGACCUCGUCUUCACAUUCUCCGAACCUAAUAUCUCCGUCGGCAUGGACGAGCUGGUCAUCAACCCUGGCCCAAAUAGAAACGGCGAGACUCUGCAAUUCGACGACGGCACCGACGCCUGUAUCUUCGGUAUCGCUCCUGCGCAAGGCUCCGUUUCAAUUCUCGGCGAUACCUUCCUACGCAGCGCUUAUGUCGUUUACGAUCUCGAAAACGAAGAAAUAUCCCUUGCCCAAACCCGCUUCAACACCUCGGACAGCGAAAUUCUUGAGAUUCAAUCCGGACGGGACGGCGUUCCCGACGCCACAGGUGUCGCCAGCGCCGUGUCCAGUGCUGGCAUCACGCCCACUGCUAGCGUCCAAACCACCUUAACUCCCAUCUCCACUGCGACUGUUGGAAUGGACGGUCGACCUGUUAGUUCCAGCGCUGGAGCAGUCCCGACAAUGAAGCCCGAAUACCCCCUGCGGAUGUUUGCGGGUCUUGCUGGUGCCGGCAUUGUGUUUGCUGCCCUGUAG
This is a messenger RNA of Uncinocarpus reesii 1704, 1506 nucleotides long. RefSeq lists its product as uncharacterized. The record is from RefSeq and is a predicted model, not a curated record. The coding region runs from base 1 to 1506 and encodes 501 amino acids. The transcript is spliced from 3 exons. Gene Ontology annotation, biological process: proteolysis. NCBI's taxonomy places the organism in Eukaryota, Fungi, Ascomycota, Eurotiomycetes, Onygenales, Onygenaceae. Gene Ontology annotation, molecular function: aspartic-type endopeptidase activity.